GGCUCCCCAGCUGGCCGCUGCCCUUCACUCCGAGCGUCUCUCUCCAGGCUGAUCUCCCGGCCCCGGUGACGGCCACAGGUCCCGGCCGCUGGCGAAGCGGAGCCGCAGGGCUUGCAGCACCCCUGGGUGUCUCGGGAGCAGUCGCACCGGGUCCAUGGAGAAGGGCCCGCUACCGGCGGAGAAGCCGAGGGGAGCCAGGUGCACCAAUGGGUUCCCCGAGCGGGAGCUGCCGCGGCCCGGGGCCAGCCGGCCUGCCGAGAAGUCCCGGCCGCCCGAGGCCAAGGGGCCACAGCCCGCCGACGCCUGGAAGGCAGGGCGGCCCCGCAGCGAGGAGGAUAACGAGCUGAACCUCCCCAACCUGGCGGCCGCCUACUCGUCCAUCCUGCGCUCGCUGGGCGAGGACCCCCAGCGGCAGGGGCUGCUCAAGACGCCCUGGAGAGCGGCCACCGCCAUGCAGUUCUUCACCAAGGGCUACCAGGAGACCAUCUCAGAUGUCCUGAAUGAUGCGAUAUUUGAUGAGGAUCACGAUGAGAUGGUGAUUGUGAAGGACAUAGACAUGUUCUCCAUGUGUGAACAUCACCUUGUUCCAUUUGUGGGAAGGGUCCACAUUGGUUACCUUCCCAACAAGCAAGUCCUUGGCCUCAGCAAACUUGCCAGGAUUGUAGAAAUCUAUAGUAGAAGACUACAAGUUCAAGAGCGCCUCACCAAACAAAUUGCGGUGGCCAUCACAGAAGCCUUGCAGCCUGCCGGUGUCGGGGUAGUGAUUGAAGCAACACACAUGUGUAUGGUAAUGCGAGGCGUGCAGAAAAUGAACAGCAAGACCGUCACCAGCACCAUGCUGGGGGUGUUCCGGGAAGACCCAAAGACUCGGGAAGAGUUCCUCACGCUCAUCAGGAGCUGAACUUCGGUGUGCACACAGGACCUGGUUUGCAGACCCCACUGCUACCGGCGUUAUCUGUCUCAAUCAUGCAUUCCAGUUUCAAUUGGUACAGAUGUGAAUUUUGUUUCUCACCAUGAAUUGUAUUUAAUAAUUAUUUAUAGACAUGUCCAAUAAAAGUAAUUAACUAAGGGGUGAGCCUUCUGCUUUCUUCUUACCACCUCCUUAGUGGCCAUGUUUAAAGUGAACAGCCGAGAGUAUGGGUUAUCCACAUUGACCACUGACAUUGCUCAGGAUGCUGUCAAGGAGGAGAACUCAUGCAUUGCUUGAAAUCAUAGAUGACUCAUUAGCAGAGGGCACUGGACAUUCAAGUAGCUGUGGCCACUGUGCCAUGUUCUCAGUGGACACAGUAGAAUGCAGAAGGAUGUGCUGGGGACAGUGGCUGUACAGAGAACAUUGCUCUCUGUACUCGAAGACCACAGACUCCACUCUGCUUUGACCAUGUGCGUGAAACCACCAGUGACAUUUUACUCUUGAUAUAGUUAUUAACUGUCUGCCUGUAACAUUAGUCUCUGAGGGAAGGUGGCAGGAUGGCUGUCUUAACUUUGCUAUGAGUUAAAAAGGCACUUUCUAUAUUUUAAAUACGGAGUAGAUGGAAUUCAUUCAUGGAGUCAGCAUCCAUGGAUGGUAGAGGGUUGACUCUGUGCCUUGAGGAGACUAUUGCACCCUUUGGAGUAUAGGUACUUUUUCCAUCUUUUAGGAAAAGCCAUUACUUCAUAAGUUUAUAAGUGCCAACUCUGCACCUAACUAGCCAUUGUCGAUUUCCUGUUAGACGGUCUUGGGAGUUUGUUUUGUCUAUUCCAAGGAGAUGAUGCUUUCAAGGCAUUUUCAAAAACUCUUAUGAAGUAUUUUUCUAAGUGUUUCCAGGAUCUUUUGCAACUGCCUAUCCUGUCGGCUCUGCAGACUCUUAGCUCCUCAGAACUGGAAGGAGCAUGGAAUGGGCUGAGGGAGGCCUGUGUGGGGGCUGUGCCUACGGCACCAGCCAAGUUAAGCCAUGCUGCUGCUGCUGCUGCUGGCGUCUGUGCAGAUGCACUGGGGACUUCAGUCUUGUUUCUUUCUUGUCGGUGUGUGUCUUGUCAUCCGAACAAGUGGGUUCAGAUGGUGAAGCUGUUCAGGAAGCUUAGCUUCUUACCACUUACUUUCAAUAUCCUCCACUGGAGCAGCAUGGGCCAUGUGAAAGCGCAGCAUCCAGCUCCCCGCACACACAUGAGCAUAGGUGUGAGCAGAGGUCUCCCUCUGGCUGACACAGUGCUCUCUCAAUGUGUCCCUACAGCCCUACCCCUGCCGCUUGGACACUCAUCAGCUUGCGAUGAAGCAAGAUGACAGACAGAGCUGGCUUUUUAUUUUAUUCUUGUUACUGUUUUUAGCUCUAUCUUUCCCUGACACUUUCUAUAUUUAGAGUUUCUAAAGUAUAGUCAGAUUGAUUUGGAGUUUCCUUCCAAAUCUAACCUGAUUACAAUGUCAGCCCACUUACUAUUGAGACAUUUCUGGGUAGAAUGCUAAGUAUCCAACUCAUGUUUGGUAUUUUAAAGGAAAACAAAACCUGUGUGAAUUGACUUAGAGGACCAAAGAAAUUGUUUGCCAUAUCUUUCAUCUUUUGGGGAUGAUCAUUUCUGAAUGGCUCUGUUGGCUCAUUCCCUAGAAGUUCUUAACAAAAAGCCUGACAUGUCCACAGGCUAGUCUCCUCAGUACCUGCUAAGUAACAUCCUUGUCUGUUUCACUCUGGUCUGUAGUGCUUCAAAAUUACUUUUCACAUCCAUGACUCUGAGUCCAUCUGGGGGAUUUUUAAGAAGCUGACAUAUUUACAUGUACUGUUCAAUGACAUGGUUUGGAUUUUCUGUAUGUGUAUGUAUGUUCCUGAAGUUGGUUCUAUUUAAAUGAUUAAAGUAUUAUAAUUUGUU
Molecule: messenger RNA, 2838 nt
Organism: Onychomys torridus (southern grasshopper mouse)
Lineage: Eukaryota; Metazoa; Chordata; Mammalia; Rodentia; Cricetidae
Gene: Gch1
Product: GTP cyclohydrolase 1
Exons: 6
Coding region: 155-901 (248 amino acids)
Biological process (GO): tetrahydrobiopterin biosynthetic process; tetrahydrofolate biosynthetic process
Cellular component (GO): cytoplasm
Molecular function (GO): GTP cyclohydrolase I activity; GTP binding; zinc ion binding
Source: RefSeq, a predicted model, not a curated record